Hyaloperonospora brassicae is the source of this 1341-nucleotide messenger RNA. NCBI's taxonomy places the organism in Eukaryota, Oomycota, Peronosporomycetes, Peronosporales, Peronosporaceae. The record is from the annotation of a GenBank genome assembly.
AUGGAUAGACCGGACGUCGAGAUGGCGGACGUCGAGCAGGUGCAUCCACUCCAGACGCGGUUCGAGGACGCAGAGGAUCUGGUCGCAGCGUUGCCAUUGAACGGAUCGUCGUCUGACGAGGCGAUUCGAGCGUUCCAGGCCAUUAUUGCUUACGCCGAAGAAGACGCCGCGCUGGAGCACGUGCAGCGUGUGCAGGAGCACGCGAUCUACAAACUGGCGCAGCUGUACAUCCAGUUUGGCCGCGAAAAAGAGCUGGCUACGCUGCUGCAGUCGCUGCGGCCUCUCUUUGCCACGUUGGCCCGCGCCAAGACGGGCAAGAUUGUGCGCACAGUGAUUGACAUGGUGGCCAAAGUGAAGGUGCUGGACGCGGAGAAGGCGCUGCAGCUACAGGCUGACCUGUGUCUCGACUCGAUCGAAUGGUGCAAUCGCGAGAAGCACACGUUCCUGCGUCAGCGCGUCGAGGCGCGUCUGGCCUCUAUCUACUUUCAGCAGAACAAAUUCCAGCCGGCGUUGGAUCUCAUUACCGAGCUGCUCCGCGAGAUCAAGAAGCUGGACGACAAGCAGUUGCUGGUAGAAAUCCACCUCGUGGAGAGCAAGCUGCAUCACGCGCUGCGCAAUGUACCCAAGGCCAAAGCAGCGCUGACUGCGGCGCGUAGUAUUUCCAACACGAUCUACGUCGUGCCGCGCACCCAGGCGCAGAUUGACCAGAUGUCGGGCAUCCUCCACGCGGAAGAAAGCGACUACAAGACAGCUUACUCGUACUUUUUCGAGGCUUUCGAAGCACUGGCGACUUUAGAUGAGGUAGAGGGGUUGAAGUGCCUCAAGUACAUGCUGCUCGCGAAGAUUGCUAGCGGCGGUGCGAGCGAGGUGACUCUCAUCAUGAACAGUAAGCAGGCAAUGAAGUAUGUCGGCAUCGAUUUGGAGGCGAUGCAGGCGGUCGGCAAGGCGCACGAACAGCGCUCCCUGGAGCAGUUUGAAGCUGCGACGAAGAAAUACGCACUUCAGCUUGCGGAUGAUGCACUGAUCAAGAACCACCUGGGCAAGCUGUACGAGCAGCUUCUCGAGAGCAACCUGAUCAAGAUCAUCCAGCCUUUCUCCUGCGUCGAGAUUGCACACGUUGCCAAGUUGAUCAAGCUGCCACUGUUACAGAUCGAGUUAAAGUUAUCGCAAAUGAUCCUGGACCACAAAUUCCACGGCAUUUUGGACCAGGGCAAAGGGCAGUUGAUCGUCUACGACAGUCCCAUUGACGAUAAAACAUAUGCCUCCGGUCUGGGUGUCAUUGAGAACGUCGGGCACAUCGUAGACAACCUUUUCCGACGUGCCGACAAGCUGCACGCGUAG